GGCCCGCCUCCGCCGCAGUCCUUGGCGCCAGAGACGCCGCAGCAUCCUCGGCGGUAGUGUUCUCAUCCGUCGUCCUCUGCUUCUUCUGGCGCCAUGGCGAAGCCGUUGACGGACAGUGAGAGGCAGAAGCAGAUCAGUGUGCGUGGUCUCGCGGGCCUGGGCGACGUGGCCGAGGUGCGGAAGAGCUUCAACAGGCACCUGCACUUCACGCUGGUCAAGGACCGCAAUGUGGCCACGCCCCGCGACUAUUUUUUCGCUCUGGCACACACCGUGCGCGACCACCUAGUGGGCCGCUGGAUCCGCACGCAGCAGCACUACUAUGAGCGUGACCCCAAGCGCAUCUAUUACCUUUCCCUGGAGUUCUACAUGGGCCGCACGCUGCAGAACACCAUGGUGAACCUGGGCCUUCAGACUGCAUGUGAUGAAGCCACUUACCAGUUGGGACUGGACUUGGAAGAGCUGGAGGAAAUAGAGGAGGAUGCUGGCCUUGGGAAUGGUGGCCUGGGGAGGCUGGCAGCCUGCUUCCUUGAUUCGAUGGCCACCUUGGGUCUAGCUGCGUAUGGCUAUGGAAUCCGCUAUGAAUUUGGGAUUUUCAACCAGAAGAUUGUCAAUGGCUGGCAGGUUGAAGAGGCAGAUGACUGGCUGCGCUACGGAAACCCGUGGGAGAAAGCGCGGCCAGAGUACAUGCUGCCGGUGCACUUCUACGGGAGGGUGGAACACACCCCCGAUGGUGUGCUGUGGCUGGACACACAGGUGGUACUCGCCAUGCCUUAUGAUACCCCAGUGCCUGGGUAUAAGAACAAUACCGUCAACACCAUGAGGCUCUGGUCUGCCAAGGCGCCCAAUGACUUCAAGCUGAAAGAUUUCAAUGUUGGGGACUACAUUGAAGCUGUCCUGGACAGGAACUUGGCUGAGAACAUCUCCAGGGUCCUGUAUCCCAAUGACAAUUUCUUCGAGGGGAAGGAGCUGCGGCUGAAGCAGGAGUACUUUGUGGUGGCUGCCACGCUCCAGGACAUCAUCCGAAGGUUCAAGUCCUCCAGGUUCGGCUGCCGGGACCCAGUGAGAACCUGUUUCGAUACAUUCCCAGACAAGGUAGCCAUCCAGCUGAAUGACACCCACCCUGCGCUCUCCAUUCCUGAGCUCAUGCGGAUCCUGGUGGAUGUAGAGAAGGUAGAUUGGGAUAAGGCCUGGGAGAUCACCAAGAAGACCUGUGCGUACACCAACCAUACUGUGCUGCCUGAGGCCUUGGAGCGCUGGCCAGUGUCCAUGUUUGAGAAGCUGCUGCCACGGCACCUGGAAAUCAUCUAUGCCAUCAACCAGCGGCACUUGGAUCACGUGGCUGCCCUGUUUCCUGGGGAUGUGGACCGCUUGAGGAGGAUGUCUGUGAUUGAGGAAGGGGACUGCAAGAGAAUCAACAUGGCACACCUGUGUGUGAUUGGGUCCCAUGCUGUGAACGGUGUGGCAAAGAUUCACUCCGAGAUUGUGAAGCAGUCUGUCUUUAAGGACUUUUAUGAGCUGGAGCCAGAGAAGUUCCAGAAUAAGACCAAUGGCAUCACACCCCGACGGUGGCUGCUGCUGUGUAACCCGGGGCUGGCAGACAUCAUUGUGGAGAGAAUCGGGGAAGGUUUCCUGACUGACCUGAGUCAACUGAAGAAGCUUCUGUCACUGGUCGAUGAUGAGGCGUUCAUCAGAGACAUAGCCAAGGUCAAGCAGGAAAACAAGCUAAAGUUCUCUGCCCAGCUGGAGAAGGAGUAUAAGGUGAAGAUCAACCCUGCUUCCAUGUUCGAUGUGCAUGUGAAGAGGAUCCACGAGUACAAGCGACAGCUGCUCAACUGCCUACACAUCAUUACGCUGUACAACCGAAUAAAGAAGGAUCCAGCCAAGGCCUUUGUGCCCAGGACUAUUAUGAUCGGGGGUAAGGCAGCCCCUGGUUACCACAUGGCUAAGAUGAUCAUCAAGCUGGUUACAUCUAUUGGAGAUGUCGUCAAUCAUGAUCCAGUUGUGGGUGACAGGCUCAAAGUGAUCUUCCUGGAGAACUAUCGGGUGUCUUUAGCUGAGAAAGUGAUUCCAGCUGCUGACCUGUCACAGCAGAUCUCCACGGCAGGCACUGAAGCCUCAGGCACAGGCAACAUGAAGUUCAUGCUCAAUGGGGCUCUCACCAUUGGCACCAUGGAUGGUGCCAACGUGGAGAUGGCUGAGGAAGCCGGGGAGGAGAACCUCUUCAUCUUUGGCAUGCGGGUGGAGGAUGUCGAGGCCCUGGACCAGAAAGGGUACAAUGCCAGAGAAUUCUACGAGCGCCUGCCUGAGCUGAGGCAGGCUGUGGAUCAAAUCAGCAGUGGCUUCUUUUCUCCCAAAGAUCCAGACUGCUUCAAGGAUGUGGUCAACAUGCUGCUGCACCAUGACAGGUUCAAGGUGUUCGCAGACUAUGAAGCCUACAUCCAGUGCCAGGCUCAGGUGGACCGUCUAUACCAGAAUUCCAAGGAGUGGACUAAGAAGGUGAUCAGGAAUAUUGCCUGCUCCGGCAAGUUCUCAAGUGACCGGACCAUCACUGAGUAUGCACGAGAAAUCUGGGGCGUAGAGCCCUCCGACAUGCAGAUCCCACCCCCCAACCUUCCCAAGGACUAAUUACCCUAUACAGUCAGACCAGUGGCUUGCUUGGUGACUCUGUUCAUGCCAGUCUUCAGGCACUGCAAGCAGCUGCUGGUCCCUACUAUCUGAAGUGCUGUUUCCAGGAGGGGCCAUGGGAAUGGUUUUGAGGGCCUGGAUAAGGAAGAAGUGUGUGGCAUCUUUCUGGUUUCUUGCAAAAGAACUCUUGGAGAGUUCACAGUACAGAUGGGCAGAGGUGGUCCUGACAGCUUCAGCCCAUCAUCCCCACAGAGGAUGAGCUGGGAAUGGCUCAUAGCUGAGUGAGCUUGUCUUUAGCUUUGAACCUUUAGAUUUGGGGUCUGAGUAAUGAUCUGUGAUGAAGCUGGUAUUCCUGUGUGUUCUGCUAGUACCUGGGUCACUAGCAGUCAGAUACAGCCGAGCCCAGUGUAUGGUCUCGUUGGCCCUGCUGGGUGGAAUCAUUUCUUCAGGUUUUAUGCUCAGCUUUUAUCCUCUGCCCUUGACUGUACUGGGUGUAUGGGUUGUUGACCCAUAUAGGCCAUGCUUCUGUAGCCAUCUAUGGAACCAUGUGGGUGUCUUGUCUGGAGACACAGAGGGACCUUUAUCCCAUACUUGAGGCAAUUUUGUAGAGGGUAGGCUGUUUUUUGCUUUUUCAACAGGAAAUAACACUUCAUGAGGAAUUGAAACUAGCCAAAGCCUUCCUUUUUAGUAAGUAAACAUUGUACUAGCUCAGUUUGGUGUCGAGAGUUGGCUACUUUAGGGAUAUUCUGCCUGGCUGAUGACUCAGCUGCCUGUCCUGCAGUGGGGCCUAAUUUCCACUCUGCUACAAAAACCUGGUGAGAAAGGUUGAGCACCCCUACUGCAGGAGCAGUACCCCUAUCUGAGGGCAGAGUCUGCAUAAGUGCUGACCAAAGGAGAGUGGGCUGUCAGACACUACAGAGGCCUGUCCUUCCAGAGGCUUCUACCACCUUGCAUUGCUGUAUCCUGGUUGGGCAGGGGACCCUCUCUCACUUUCCUCAUUCUAGUACUUCCAACAUGGGAAGUGUUGGCUUUCAGCACUCGAUUCACCGGAGCCACUGUGGUCACUUGUGGGGGUUCUAGGGCUGGCCAUCUGUUGCCAUGUGCAUGAGGUCUCUUGAAGUCACAUACAUGACCACCGUCCUACUACCUGCUAUUACCUCCUUGUGUGAAAAGUGGAUUAAACUUCUAUGCCCACGGUU
This is a messenger RNA of Meriones unguiculatus (Mongolian gerbil), 3824 nucleotides long. RefSeq names its product glycogen phosphorylase B (gene Pygb). Gene Ontology annotation, cellular component: cytoplasm. The transcript is spliced from 20 exons. Bases 94 to 2625 code for a protein of 843 amino acids. Gene Ontology annotation, molecular function: glycogen phosphorylase activity; pyridoxal phosphate binding. Gene Ontology annotation, biological process: glycogen catabolic process. NCBI's taxonomy places the organism in Eukaryota, Metazoa, Chordata, Mammalia, Rodentia, Muridae. The record is from RefSeq and is a predicted model, not a curated record.